Bipolaris zeicola 26-R-13 is the source of this 372-nucleotide messenger RNA. RefSeq lists its product as uncharacterized. The transcript has 2 exons. NCBI's taxonomy places the organism in Eukaryota, Fungi, Ascomycota, Dothideomycetes, Pleosporales, Pleosporaceae. The coding region runs from base 1 to 372 and encodes 123 amino acids. The record is from RefSeq and is a predicted model, not a curated record.
AUGGAGUACCUAUUCUACUCGGUCUGCUUCUUUGUCCUGGCCCUUGCAACAGCCGCAUACUUCACACGGCACCGUUGGAUCCACGUCCUACCCAUCCCUGAACCCAUCUACUCGCGCCUACCAACCUCCUUCCGCGACGAUAUCGAAGCAGGUCUAUCGUCAUCAGCAUUUGACCUCAGUGGCAAUGUAGAAUCUGGCGACUCGCGCCAAGGCCUAGAUGACGCGGGGAAGAAGGAGGUCAUGCGCAUCAUGAAGCGACAAGGCGUCGACUUUGACGAGGCGCGCAGAAUAUACAUGCAGGAUCGAUUCAAGAAGAACAACAUUGGAGCCGACGGUAUCCCCCGCGAUCCAAAGUUUGUCAGCUUCUCGUAA